Aspergillus pseudonomiae is the source of this 657-nucleotide messenger RNA. RefSeq names its product putative lactoylglutathione lyase (Glo1). Bases 1 to 657 code for a protein of 218 amino acids. NCBI's taxonomy places the organism in Eukaryota, Fungi, Ascomycota, Eurotiomycetes, Eurotiales, Aspergillaceae. The record is from RefSeq and is a predicted model, not a curated record. The transcript is spliced from 2 exons.
AUGAGCCCCCAGCCCACCCCCUUCGAAGAAGGCGCCUUCCUCCCAGGCGGCCACAACACCGACCCUCCACUCCCUCCAAAUGACCCAACAAUCGGGACAAAACUAAACCACUCGAUGCUCCGCAUCCGAGACCCGCAACGCUCGCUCCACUUCUACAUCGACCUCAUGGGCAUGCGCACCGUCUUCACCAUGAACACCGGCCCCUUCACAAUGUACUACCUCGGCUUCCCCUCCAGCGCCGAAGAUCGUGCCGACCUGUCCGCCUGGGCGGCUAAGGUUUCCGACCCGGCGAACCUCACCCAAACGAUGGGGUUGCUGGAGCUGUUCCAUAUCCAUGGGACGGAGAAGGCCGUGGAGGAGGGCGGUGUGGAGAUGGCGAACGGGAACACGCCGCCCAAUCUGGGGUUCGGCCAUCUGGGGUUCACGGUGCCCGAUGUGAGGGCUACCGUCGAGAGGUUGAGGGCCCAGGGCGUCACGGUUGUUAAGGAGCUGGGGGUUACGACGAGAGAGAGCAUCCCGUUGAGUAAGUGGGAGGAAGGGAGGGGUGUCGGGGUCGGAGAGAUUCAUCCGAACUAUAACGUGUUUUUCGAUCAGAUUGCUUAUGUUUCUGAUCCGGAUGGAUAUAUUAUUGAGAUUCUUCCGCAGAAUUGGCAGUGA